UAGAGGAUCCAAUCAUGAUUUUAUAGUUAUUAUUAAGGAUAUUAAAUCAUAUAAAAAUAUUUACACUUUUUAUUCGUUUUCAACAAGAGUCAUAUUAGUAAAAGUCCAUUGUCUACUGGUUCUUAAACAUGGAUUAACGAGUAAAUAAAUGUAUACAUAAAUAUUAUGUUUAUAUAAAAAAUAUAAUUUUAUGCAUAUAUAAAAUGUACAAUGUAUUUAUGGUUACAUAAUGUUAGCAUAGGAUAAAAAAGAAAUCAUGAAUAUCUUAUGUUUAAAAUAAGGAAGUAAUCCUUAUUGUUUUUCUCACCUACUUAUGUUGUAAAAAAAUAUAGAACAUUUAACAAAAUUAGAUGACGGACAAACCACAUUAGAUGAUAGAGUGUAGCUUAGUUGUACUUCAUUCUUUGUUUACUAUUUCUAUAAGAUGUAUUAAAUAUUUUAAUUUCUUGUAUCUAUAAUCAUAUUGCUUCAAAAUAUCAUGCAAUAUUAACUGAAUUUUAAUCAUUUAUGCGCGCUUAUAAUUUUAUAUACGUAUCACAGUUUUCAUAAAUUUAGUAGCUGUCAUUGCAAUAGCCACUCCAAUUAUGGCAUGAUUAAUAUCAUUUUUAUCAGCUAUAACUGGUUUUAACUUACUUUUAUAAUUCAUUUUGCCUGCUUUCAAUCUUUCCAAGAUUAAAAUUAAUUAAUUGCCAUUGUACCUAUUUUAUGCGAUCAUAUUUAUGAGAAUAUUAUACCUAAUUGAAUAGAUUGCAAUAAUUUAAGUCAUUGUCAUUACACAUAUAGUACUAUAACAAAUAUAACAAAAAUUAUAAUUUUGUUCCUGUAUCUAAAUUAAGGAGUUGCUUCAUAAUUUCAUAUGUAGUAAAACUGACUGCCACCAUAGGUAUACCACGAAUAUAGUUUAUACUCAUUCCACGGUAUAGCCCUUUCAUAAUACCAUUUUCAUUAUAUGUUAGUUUCAUAGUUGAUAGCAUACUAGAGCUGUAGAAACAAAAGAUUAACAUAUGAAAUUAUUUAUAUUCACAUAUAAUUAUUUAUAUUAAUCAUCAGAAAAGUACUAAAUGCAAUAACAUACAAUAAUAAAUUUCUCUUAUUCUAUAUAUUAAUGUAAAAAUGUUUACCUAUAUUUGUGUGUAGCUGGAUUCAUCAUAGCUAACUGCAUGCGUCUUCUUGUCACAUCUAAAGGAUAAGAAAAACUCUGUGCUACUGCUCCUGCCAACCCUCCGCAAAUAACUUUUGCAGAAAUGGACCAGGCAGCUCACAUGAAUAGCAUAAGCAAAGCAUGCAAUGAAUUUAAGAAGCAAUACGAUUCCUGCUUUCAUGUGUGGUUUUCUGAGAAAUUCCUGGAAGGUGACAAAAAUGACUCUACGUGUGAUCAAUUACUGGAAAUCUAUCAGCAAUGUCUUAAGGAAGCUAUGAAGGAACAAAACAUUGAAUUGAAAGAAAUUGAAGAAAAUCAUUUAGGAACUGAAAAAGAAAAAAAGCAGCCAAGUUGACAAUAGGACAAUAGUAAAUCUAUAUAUUCAUUUUCAAAUAAAUUAACUCUUAAAACAAUGAAAUAAUGAUAGAUAGACAUAUUCUAUGAAACUGCAUAUAAUUUAUACUACUUAUAAUUACGCAAACUAGUAUAUUAAAUCUUUCACAAUUAAAACAUUGCACAUAGAAACAUUUUAUUAAGUAUAUACUAAAUAUUUUUAUGUUUCCUCUUUUUAUUCUACAAAAUGUAGAAUAAUAUUAAAUAAAAUGUCAUUACAUAAUAAUUAAUGUACUUAUGUAAAAUUGUAAUU
Vespa velutina is the source of this 1787-nucleotide messenger RNA. RefSeq names its product TP53-regulated inhibitor of apoptosis 1-like. The record is from RefSeq and is a predicted model, not a curated record. The coding region runs from base 1245 to 1496 and encodes 83 amino acids. The transcript is spliced from 3 exons. NCBI's taxonomy places the organism in Eukaryota, Metazoa, Arthropoda, Insecta, Hymenoptera, Vespidae.